Molecule: messenger RNA, 1440 nt
Organism: Morus notabilis
Lineage: Eukaryota; Viridiplantae; Streptophyta; Magnoliopsida; Rosales; Moraceae
Product: isopentenyl-diphosphate Delta-isomerase I
Exons: 6
Coding region: 71-958 (295 amino acids)
Biological process (GO): isopentenyl diphosphate biosynthetic process; isoprenoid biosynthetic process
Cellular component (GO): cytoplasm
Molecular function (GO): isopentenyl-diphosphate delta-isomerase activity
Source: RefSeq, a predicted model, not a curated record
UGGUGGAUUUUGGGUCCUCGUAAUUAUUUGCCGAAUGCGUACAACUUUUUUGUGCUGAAAAAUAACUAAAAUGGCUCUCACUUCCCAACUCGUUAAUACCACAACCAGGCUCUCUUUGGCCCCAAAAUCUUCCCAUAUCCUCUCUUCUUCUUUUUCCCAUUUUGCCCAUAACUCUUCUCUCCGAUUCUCUCUUUCCCCCAAGACCUUCUCUCCUCUCACCGCCAGGGUUUCUCUCUCCUCCAAGACAACCGCCAUGGGAGACGCUCCUGAUGCCGGCAUGGACGCCGUCCAGAGACGCCUCAUGUUUGAAGACGAAUGCAUUCUAGUGGAUGAGAGUGAUCGUGUGGUUGGUCAUGAUAGCAAAUACAAUUGUCACUUAAUGGAGAAGAUUGAAAAAGAUAAUCUGCUUCACAGGGCUUUCAGUGUGUUUUUGUUUAACUCAAAAUAUGAGUUGCUUCUUCAGCAAAGAUCCGGAACAAAGGUAACAUUCCCUCUUGUAUGGACAAACACCUGUUGCAGCCAUCCACUCUACCGUGAAUCUGAACUUAUUGAGGAUGAUUACCUUGGAGUAAGGAAUGCAGCACAAAGAAAGCUUUUUGAUGAACUGGGUAUUGCUGCUGAAGAUGUCCCAGUUGACCAGUUUACCCCUCUAGGCAGGAUUCUGUACAAGGCACCCUCUGAUGGCAAGUGGGGCGAACACGAACUUGAUUACCUGCUCUUCAUUGUCCGAGAUGUUAGUGCCCAUCCAAACCCUGAUGAAGUUGCUGAUAUCAAGUACGUAAACCGCGAUCAGUUGAAAGAGCUCUUGAGGAAAGCAGAUGCCGGGGAGGGCGGUUUAAAGCUGUCCCCUUGGUUCAGACUGGUUGUAGACAACUUCUUGUUCAAAUGGUGGGAUCAUCUUGAGAAUGGCACACUCAAGGAGGUUAUUGACAUGAAAACCAUUCACAAGUUGACUUGAAAAGCGCAGUUUUUUGUGGUGUCGUAGUAGCCUUUCUUCCAAUAAGUUUGCACACCAAGUGGGUUUCCAAAUAAGUAGGCACUGGAACUCUUUUGUAUUUGCUUCAUUCUACUUUUUGCCCACAAGGCAAAAAAAGGGAAAAAAAGAAAAAAAAGAAAGAAAAAACUCUUAACUUAUGGCGUGCUGAUGGUAAGUUUUGAGUGAACAUUCGAAAAACAAGCCUCGGAUCUGUGAUGGAGUACAUGCUUUAUGCAUUUGGGGAAGCUAAUAAGAAUCUUAGUGGCUGUUUCUGUUCUCUUUAAUAGUAUUGGUGUCUCUGCUUGUUCUCUCUUUUUGUUAAUUAAUUAAUUUGAUCGCUUAAUUUGAAAACAAAACAUCACCUUGUUUGCUCUCCAUUGAUAUGAUUAUAAGAGGAUUGAGGGAAGAUUCAAACUUUAAACACUUGUAAAGAGUUUGGGCUUCUCCUCUCCGUAGUUAUCUUA